ACCAAUGGCAUCGAAUAAACAAACAAAAUGAAAAAAAAAAGAAAAAAAGGGAAGAGGAACUAGUGUACUACUACUACUUGUAGCAUAUUAUAUUGCCCCCCCCUUCAUUUUCUCCUUUUUCUUCCCAAAGUCAACUGUCCUCUUCCCCCCACAUCAAUAUCCACCCCCUUCCCACCUUCUUCAUUUUUUCCCUUUCAAUUCAACUCCCACAAUUCAUAAUUUCACACCCAAUUUCCAUCCGAUUUCUGUUAGUUUCUAUCGGUUCUGCAGCUACAUAUGGUUUCCAAAUUUCAGUGAUUUUUUGUGUGUGUGUGUGUGUGUGUGUGUGUGUGUGUGGAGAAGAAUAAAACAGGGUGGGUAAUAAUAUAUUUGGUUUAGAAAAUGGGAAACGGAAUGAGGAAGCUGAACCUCUGCUUCGCCGGAGAUGCAGGGGAGAUAUCACGCCGACAUCAUGAUAUCGCCGUCUAUUUAUCCGACCCAAUGGACGAAGGAUUAGGCCAUUCUUUCUGUUACAUCAAGCCGGACUCUUUCUCCAACUCCAAGACCAUUCAUUCCUCGUCGGAGGACUCAUCGGCCAGCACUCAGACGACGGCUUUCCGUACAAUUUCCGGCGCCUCCAUCUCUGCCAACACUUCAACUCCUCUAUCGACGGCUCUUAUUGACCUUGGCCCUUACAACGCUUCCUUGGAUAAAGCUGCUGCUUUUGAGAGCUCAAAUUUAUUUGCUUCAAUUCCACUCCAGCCGAUUCCCCGGAAAUCUAUUUCUUCGGUAAGGUCCGGCCCGAUUCCUCGGGUUUCGUGUCAGGGAUCCGGGCCGGUUGAGCGGGGUUUCCUGUCCGGCCCGAUUGAGCGGAGCUUUAUUUCUGGCCCUUUGGAGAAUCAAUAUGAUCAGCUGCAGAGGUACAGACCCAGACCCAAGAAAUGGUCUUUAAUUAGAAGUUUUAAGAAAGUUAUUUCAAAGUCGUUUUGGAGUUCUGCUGAAUUGAGUUGGGUUGAGAAAAAUAAUGAGAAUGGCACAGUUAGUGGUAGCAAUAGCACUAGUAAUAAUCUGAGCUGUAGAAUGAGCUUGGGUGAUGAUAAUAAUUAUGAUGAUGGAAAUGAAUCCUUUGGUAGUCAAAAUGUGCAAUGGGCUCAAGGGAAGGCUGGUGAGGAUAGAGUACAUAUUGUGAUUUCUGGAGAAGAUGGGUGGGUUUUUGUUGGAAUUUAUGAUGGAUUUAAUGGUCCUGAUGCCACCGAUUUCCUGGCAAACCAUCUCUAUUCAAAUGUUUGUAAGGAGCUUAAAGGACUAUGGUGGAAUGACAAGUCAGAAUCCCUGGAGAAGGAAGGGAAUGGUAACGAAUUUGACGGAUCACAUAGAGUGGAAGGUAAUGGAGAUAUUGUGGUGGACUGUGAUUUGAAGAAGUGGAGUAAUCAGGGACCAGAUGGCGUGGCGGGUACUAAUCAUACGGAUGUGUUGAAAGCGCUAUCGGAGGCUUUGAAGAAGACUGAAGAAUCUUAUUUGGAGAUAGCGGAUAUGAUGCUGAUGGAGAAUCCAGAAUUAGCUUUGAUGGGAUCUUGUGUUUUGGCUAUGUUGAUGAAGGGGGAUGAUGUUUACUUGAUGAAUGUUGGGGAUAGUAGAGCAAUUUUGGCCAAAAAUGGUGAGUCUGAUGGUUGGAAUGGGAAGGCGACUAGGAAGGAUUUAGAAAGGAUAAAGGAGGAAAGUCUGAAUGAUCUUGAAGCAUUUGAUGGAGAUGAUUUCAGCAAUUUCCACCAUUUGAGUUCACAUCAACUCACUACAGAUCACAGUACCUCUGUGAAAGAGGAAUUACAGAGGAUUAGAAGUGAGCAUCCAGAUGAUCCUUUGGCCAUAGUCAAUGAUAGAGUAAAAGGUUCCUUGAAGGUUACUCGAGCUUUUGGUGCUGGCUUUCUUAAGCAGCCCAAGUGGAACGACGCGCUCCUAGAGAUGUUCAGAAUUGACUACAUCGGAUCAUCACCAUACAUAUCAUGUUUGCCUUCGCUUUAUCACCAUAGACUCGGUCCAAAGGACCGGUUUUUGAUCCUCUCUUCAGAUGGCCUGUAUCAGUACUUAACCAAUGAAGAAGCUGUGAGCGAAGUCGAGAUGUUCAUGACUUCCUUUCCUGAGGGGGAUCCUGCACAACAUCUCGUGGAGGAAGUUCUAUUUCGUGCUGCUAAGAAAGCCGGUAAGUACAUCUAUCCGAUUCUAUUGAUAAUGCAGUAAGUUUUGAGCACAUUUUAGCAUCUGAAGGGUCUAAUAAUGUCAAAACAUUUUGGUACAUUGCAGGUAUGGAUUUCCAUGAGUUACUCGAUAUCCCACAAGGAGAUCGCCGAAGAUACCAUGAUGAUGUAUCCGUAAUUGUGAUUUCCUUUGAAGGAAGGAUAUGGCGGUCAUCUGUGUAAAUUAAAAAGUGAUUGACAAAAACGUACAGAAACCUUCAUUCUUUAAACCUCAUAUUCCCUUUAGUGUUCAUAGUAUACAGCUAGGCUCAAAUUGAGAAUGUACCUAUUUCGUGGGAGGGAAUGUAUAGGAGCCAAUAUCCCUCCUCCGUUCCUCUUCAAACGGGAUUUUAGAGAGUAUGAAAUUUUGGUAAUGAAAAGCCUUUGGAGGAUGUGCAUUUUUCCCAAAGAAAUGCCCAUAGUAGUCAUCUAGGCUUAACAUAUUCAUUGAUUUUUUACCCUUGGGGACCCUUUUAUGUAAGAUACGGUUAUGUUCAUUAUCCAAAUAUUACAAAUUACAACAAACCUCCAUCUUAUUUCCCUUUUUACCUGUUUUCAGAAUUUGUGCUCUUCAUUUUCCAGUCAUCAAAUAUUUCUGGCUUAGAUCAUGUUUUCAAAGAUAAUUUUAAAAAAUGUCAUCUAAGUUCAUGAACAUUAUGGAUACUUAAGCCAUAAAGCAUGUCUAUGCGAGAAAAUAAAAAGAAGAAAAAGAAAAAAAGUCAAAAAAAG
Molecule: messenger RNA, 2942 nt
Organism: Oldenlandia corymbosa var. corymbosa
Lineage: Eukaryota; Viridiplantae; Streptophyta; Magnoliopsida; Gentianales; Rubiaceae
Source: the annotation of a GenBank genome assembly